GGGAGGGGAGGGUGCUUGUUCGUUAAGAAUCGAUGACACAGUGAUUGGGGGAGCUGGAGCUUCUUCAUCACUCGCUUAAUUUAUCGGAAUCUCGGGACGCUCGGGAACCGUCAGUGCCGCACAACUUCACUCCAGCACUCCCUCCUCGCAAUCUUCUUCUUCUUCGUUCGUCGAUGGAGUUCGACAUGUGGCGCUUCGACCUCUCUGCUUCCUCCAGGAGCCAUCGAUCUGCUCGCAAGUCUCGAUACGAUGCGGCUAUCGUCAUCGACGAGUUCGAUGGAGAGUGCGAUUUGGAGGCGUACUAUCCGUGCCCUUAUUGCUCGGACGAUUACGAUUUGCUCGAGUUGUGCCUGCAUAUAGAUGAGGAGCAUCCCGUGGAAGCUGAUUCUGGGGUAUGCCCAGUUUGUGCUACAAAGGUGGAUACUGACAUGGUUGAACACAUAACAACAAAGCAUAGUGACAUUCUGAAGUGGCAACAGAAAUUAAAUCUCCAAAAAAACGAGUCCUAUUCGUCUUUUUCGUCAUCUAGAACAGAGUUUGGAUCUGUUCCAUCUGUUGUGUCUUCCUCCAAUGGGCCACCAGAUCCAUUUUUAUCAUUUAUUUGGAAUACGCCUGCUGCAUACGAAUCUGAAAAAGGACAGUCCACUUCACCAUCUGCUUCAGAUAUUGCAGAGAGAACCCCUGAUGAAGCUUUGUCAGAAAGGGAUAUGAAUCAAUCUCCUAUGCUAGAGAAAGACAAAAUUGAGAAAGCAGGGAGAUGUGAAUUUGUACAGGGUUUGGUAAUGUCCAGCAUACUUGAUUUUGACUCAUGAGGGGGGUGCUGGGAGCGCUAUUCAGAAGCUAACGAAGUCUUGUUUCAAUUGGACGAGCUUUUGCCCCUCAAAAUGGAAGAGGUUAGCUUAGAAGUUUGCACCUGACGAAUUGGAGGAGAUUAGUAGUUUAUGUAAAGAAGCUCCUGUGUUUUUCAUGAUGCUAGAGCUUUGUAGAUAAUGGAGACACUAGGUUUCUACUUUAGCACUCUUUUGCAGUCUUCA
This is a messenger RNA of Rhodamnia argentea, 1034 nucleotides long. Its product is annotated as protein DEHYDRATION-INDUCED 19 homolog 5. The record is from RefSeq and is a predicted model, not a curated record. The transcript is spliced from 5 exons. Lineage: Eukaryota; Viridiplantae; Streptophyta; Magnoliopsida; Myrtales; Myrtaceae. The coding region runs from base 174 to 812 and encodes 212 amino acids.